AUGUCUGCGGUCCCCAAGGAGGGGCUGCUGCUGGUCCGAGGAUCUCGGGUCUCUCCGCUGCAGGCUGCUGGCGGCCCGAAGGCUCCGGGGAAGGAGCCGGCUCCCACGUUCCCGGUCAGCGCUGAGCAGAGGCAGCAGCUGCGAGAGGCCUUUGACACGUUCGACCCCGACGGCUCCGGCCUGAUAGAUGUCAAGGACCUGAAGCUAACGAUGAGAGCUCUGGGCUGCGAACUCAGAAAAGCGGAGAUGAAGAGAAUUAUCUCUGAAGUUGAUGAGAAUGGGUCAGGGAAGAUAAACUUUGAGUCAUUUCUGCGGGUGAUGACCCAGAAAAUGGCGGAGCCAUUUUCAAAAGAGGAGAUCCUGAAAGGUUUCAAGCUGUUUGAUUAUGAUGGCACCGGCAAGAUCUCUUUUGAGAAACUCAAGCUGGUGGCUAGUGAGGUUAAAGAAGACAUCACAGACGAGGAGCUGCAGGAGAUGAUUGAUGAAGCAGAUGUGGAUGGAGAUGGGGAAGUGGAUCCAGAAGAGUUUUUGCGGAUUCUGACAUUGUCUGACCUGUAACUACAUGAUUUUCUUUUUUUCUCCCAUUCAAUUGUAAACAACUGUUUGCAGUAUCACUUCUUUCCAGCUUUUGAAUUUUUUUGUGUGUUGCCUUUCUUGGGUGUGAAAACACACUGAGAUGUUUCAUUUUUGGUGUUGAUUCUGCUCCAUCACUGCAGGCAGUUUUCUAUAUCCCAGUAAACAGUUCUGUUGCUAGCUCUGUGUCUGUGUGGGUUAAUUCUAAAGGUUGAGAUUAAUUCAAAUUCAUUAGCCUUCCCCUAGAGUUCUCUCUAUUGUAACUGCAUCCCAUGGCUUUUCAGCCUGAUAAAGUUAGUCAAAACACUCUUAAUCUCAGAAAAUAUAAAUUUCAAACAUUAGUAUUUAUGAUAAAAACUUCUGUACCUUUCCUGAUUCUCUGGUAUUAUGUAAAAGACAAGAGUUUGAG
Messenger RNA from Lagopus muta (rock ptarmigan), 982 nucleotides. RefSeq lists its product as uncharacterized. Bases 1 to 558 code for a protein of 185 amino acids. NCBI's taxonomy places the organism in Eukaryota, Metazoa, Chordata, Aves, Galliformes, Phasianidae. Gene Ontology annotation, cellular component: centrosome; centriole. Gene Ontology annotation, biological process: nucleotide-excision repair; mitotic cell cycle; centriole replication. The transcript has 5 exons. The record is from RefSeq and is a predicted model, not a curated record. Gene Ontology annotation, molecular function: calcium ion binding.